Messenger RNA from Mollisia scopiformis, 1593 nucleotides. RefSeq names its product amidase. The coding region runs from base 56 to 1534 and encodes 492 amino acids. Gene Ontology annotation, molecular function: hydrolase activity, acting on carbon-nitrogen (but not peptide) bonds, in linear amidines. The record is from RefSeq and is a predicted model, not a curated record. NCBI's taxonomy places the organism in Eukaryota, Fungi, Ascomycota, Leotiomycetes, Helotiales, Mollisiaceae. The transcript is spliced from 5 exons.
CUUCAUUCCACAUCUCCCCUAUCUCAUCACUUGAUUUACACUCAAUCUGGCCAUCAUGAUAUCGCCCACGUCCCGCUUCCUCUCCAACUCAUGGCGAAGCUCGAUAAUUCUGCAGACCCAAUCAAUUUUCAAUCUCCGUACACAGAGAUCAUUUUCUGCAACGCCAUGGAGACUUCUCAGAACUACAGAGAUGACAGACGAACAGUUAGCAAGUGUGAGAAUUGAUCGGCAGAGGUUAUGGAAAGACAUCCAUACCACCUGCGAGUGGGGGAAAGGCGAGAAAUGGGGACCAGAAGAAACAAACAUUGGCAUGUCACGCCUGACAUUGAGUGAUGCUGACAAGCAAGCCCGAGACUGGUUUGUGGAGACGACAGAGUCAUUAGGUUGUAAAGUUACAGUAGAUGCCAUGGGAAAUAUUUUUGCAGUCCGUCCUGGGAAGAAAGACGGCCCUCCUACAUUCGCUGGUUCACAUCUUGAUACACAGCCAACAGGUGGAAGAUACGAUGGUAUUCUAGGAGUUCAUGCUGGUAUUGAAGCUCUGAAAGCCAUGAACGACCAUGAAAUUUCGACCGAAUUCCCUACAGGAGUCAUUAACUGGACUAACGAGGAAGGUGCUCGAUUCCCAAUUUCCAUGGUUUCGUCAGGAGUUUGGGCUGGAGCAUUUCCCAUCGAGAAAGCCUAUGACCUCGUCGAAGUUGGAGGCGGGAAAGCCACUCAGAAGUCUGAACUAGAACGAAUAGGAUAUCUUGGUUCCACCGAAGCGAGUUAUAAAGCAAAUCCCAUUGGCGCUCAUUUUGAGCUGCACAUCGAACAAGGACCCAUCUUGGAGAGUUCAGGUGGAAAAAUUGGAGCGGUUGAGGGCGUCCAGGCGUAUAAAUGGUUCACAGUCACAGUUCAAGGAAGAGAUUGUCAUACUGGAACAACAGACUUCCAAAAUCGGUCAGAUGCUAUGCUUACAGCAGCCAAGUUGAUCUUGCAUAGUCAUAACAAAGCUUUCGAGCUGGGCUGCUUGGCUUCAACGGGUAUCCUGACCUUGAAACCAGGGUCGACGAAUACAGUUCCUGGGCUCGUUCGGUUCUCUUUGGAUAUAAGAUCGAAGGACGAUGCAAAACUGCAGCGUCUCGAAGAGGCUUUGAAGGAAGACUUUUCUGAGAUCGCAGACGGGAAGGAUAUCGGAGGACUAAAUACUCUAGGAACAAAAGGGAGAGGUUGUACAAUGGAGUGGCAGCUAGACACAGAUUCCCCAGCCACUAAGUUCCAUGAGGAUUGCAUCAAAUGUGUUGAAGCUAGUGCUGCAGACAUGCUAGGGACGAAGGCCUCAGCACAAGUUCAGAGGAUGACUUCUGGAGCUGGCCACGAUAGUGUAUAUACUUCACGGCGCUCCCCAACUUCGAUGAUAUUCGUGCCAUGCAGAGACGGUGUCAGCCAUAAUCCAGCGGAGUACUGCAGUCCGGAAGAUUGCGGCAAUGGAGCACAAGUGCUUCUCGGCGCGAUGUUGCGAUAUGAUCGCUUGAGAGCAGAGAAAGGAGCAUGAUCGAAAAUAGGUUAACAAUCCUUUGUAUAAUGUCCGGAAUAGCACAAAAUUUCACAAGC